CCUCCUCUGCCCACCCCAGAGCUGGCUUAGGGGUUGUUCUGGAAAGAGCCUUCAGUUUUUGAAGGCCAGACAGCAUUUGGAGAGCCAUGCUGGCUGGGAGGGGAGGACAAUGGCUCCAAGCUUGGAGCCCGGGCUCCAAAUUCAGAAGAUAUUUCCAAGGUCAUGGGCCUUUGGACCUAUUCCAAGGCUCUCCAGACAAUGUUGGAAGACUGUAGACAUGCACUUUUUGUGCACUCUGUCUGUCUGUCUGUCUGUCUGUCCUUCCUUGCUUCCUUCCUGGCAUUCAGUUCAGCAGAAGAAUGGCCACAAGUUCUUUAGCAUCAUGUGCAUGGAUCUGUUUGCCGUAUGUCAAAAGCAGCAGGGGGUGGCUGGCAGAGUGUAGCAUGGACCCUGUCGUAGGAUCUUAGAACAUAACAGUGUGCGUUUCCAUCACAUGACCUGCUCCCCAAACAUAUAUGUGUGGAGGUGUUUGAUGUAGUUCCAUCAUUCAACACACCCAUUAAAAACAUUGGAAUUUGUAAAUUUUGUUAGAAGAGCAGGAGAUUCCAUAUUCAUCCCAGGGCAAUUUCUGCGAGAGUUAAUCGCAGUCUGCAAACUUUGCUUCUGUGGAGCAAAUCUGCCUUGUGGCAUUAAGGCAUGGGCAAGGGGGUUUGCUUCCUCUGGUUUGCUUGUUCCUGUUGAGUUUCUCGACCUUUCGAGAUGUCUCUUGGCAAGGGAGACUGAAGGAAUGUUGUUUUCCAUUAUUUUCAUUUCCCCCUCUGUAUUUCAAAAUGCCGCAGUGUUGGGUGAAGUCUGUACUUGCUGAAAACCAGUAAGAACAUCCAGGAUUCUGUCCUGCAAUUUCAGAUAAAUUGAUGCAAGAUCCCAAUUAGCAAUCCUAUCAAGCAUGUUCUUAUCUCUCCUGUUUUCUGUGUGUGUGCUUGUUUUAUUUGAAAUCUAUUAGGAUGGGGCUUUGGGCUAGACAGGCAAGGACCAGCCAGCUGGGUGUGGAGGAGAGUCCCCUCCAAGUUCAGAAGAGCUGAUUUACCAUAUUUGGAAGUAUAUUACCAAACACACCCUCUGGUAGGUGAGCUGGCCAGUUACACAUUGCCCAAACAGAGGACAGAAGAGUAUGUGGAACAGCCUAACUCAGAGAUGCAAAUUUAGAUUUUUGUAUAGAUGCAAAGUUAGGUAUAAAUGUGUGCAUAUUUGUAUAAGUUACUAUAAUUUAAAUAAUAACAUAAUUUCUCUCACCCAUGUGAGGGAUUCUGUGACCAGGUUGUCACCAGAUGGUAACCACUGGCAAUCAGUUCAAAGGCCUUCUCCUGCUCUCUUAGGACUGAGAUGUGUAUCUCUGGAGAGGCAGUGUGGUGUAGUGGCUAGGAGCAUGGGACUGGGACUCAGGUGAUCCGGGUUCGAAUCCCUGCUCGGCCAUGGAGCCAACUGGGUGUCUUUGGGCCAGUCACAGACUCUCAGCCCAACCCACCUCACAGGGUUGUUGUGAAGAUAAAAUGGACAGGAGGAGGAGGAAGAUUGUAAGCUGCUUUGAAUUCCUGUCAAGACCCAAAUAGACCAUCCCAAUUUUGCCAGAAGGACACAUAUGAGAAGGGCAUGGAGAUCCCCUUCCUUCCUUCCUUCACCUUCCUCCUCCUCCUCCUCCUCCUCCUCCCUUCCUUCCUCCCUUCCUUCCUUCACCUUCAUCCUCCUUCCUUUUCUGUCCUUCCUCUUUGGAGGUAGACCCAGGAGCACUGAUGAGCUGGCUUGAAGGCACCACGGACUCCAUCAUUUACUGCAAAAGAUUCUCCCUGGAUGUAACAUCGUUUUCUGUGGCUUGCUACCCCUGUAGAAUAGAUACAGUCUGACAUCUUGAGCCCAUUAAAAUCAGAGGGAGUUCUGGUUUCCAAAGAUUUAUGUCACCUAUGGGGAAAACAUCAACAGCACAAGGAACCUUAAUGGCAUCUCACAGGGGAAGGCAAAGGGUGGUGGGUGGCAGAGAAAUAUGAAGCUGAACAGCAAGGGAGCAUCUCAGCCGUGAUGAUCAAUACAGAAAAUUAAUUUUCAUGGCAUCCGCCGAACAACAAACGCUGUUCCAGGCUGCUGCCAAUCAGCGUUGCAGAAUAAACUGACUGGAGGCCAAGCCUGAUGACAGCAAAGAGAUACAUGCGCUAGCAAAGAUAUGCUUUGAGUUACUUGUUCCCAGUUAAACAGAAACAAGAUGUGUGCCUCCUGCUCUUACAUAGUGCUUUCGCGUUUGCAUAGAAGAAAUGCCUGAGUUACGGUUAGUAAGAGAACCCAGGGUCAUUCAUACCGAAAACCAUGUGUCGGUGUGUGUGUGUUUCUCUGCAUAGCUUAACUGCACCCCAUGAUGCCGCACCGUAAUUCACUUGAGUUUGCCUUUGCGCAAGGGCAGGGACGUCGGAGCCUUUCCUCCCCGGGCAUCUCAGCAGAACUUCCAGCCCACAGCGGCUUGCAAAAGUUGCAAUUGGGGGAACCCUCCCAUUGGACCCAGAGAGGCAAUGCUCAGCUCUUAUGGAACACUUGUCUCUGCUGACUGGUUGCCGGCUUCAGCGUGUUGCAACUGAUGCCGGGAACCAGUUCCAGCCUCCGCUUUCCCAUCCAUCUGUACAGCCUGAAGUGGCUUUGUGCUCAGGACUGCACAGACUCUACUGAAAUGCUACUAAUCUGGUAGCAGUUAAGCAAACCCAAUCACAGGGUGCAGACAGGCUGAAGGUACCACUCAAAUACAAACCAUUCUGUUAUGAGCAUUUGUUUGCUUUUUGAGGAGCAGAUAUUAAAAAGCGACUGGCAAGAUUUUCGUUCCAUCCCAAUGUUCAAGGCUUUCUCAAAUGCUUUUGGAUCUAAGGCAUUAUAAAAAAUGGGGGGGGGGUGAAUACUGGAAUUUAAAUAGUAUGUGGUUUAUGAUGGCAUUUAUUAUAUUUUUAUGACAGUAACAGACUGGAGGCAAGCUCUGGGAUCCCUUAAAUUUGUUCUAGUCAGUUCUGCCGCAUGCAAAAUAAACAUUCCUUAUGGCUUUUCAUCAUGUCCUCUACUCUCGCUCUCUUGCUAUCACUGGUUAUGUCUCUUAGCAACCUUCUCCUGUACACCUAAACUGAAAAUCCGCAGCAAAAGAGCCUAAAAGCUGAGCUAAGAGUUAUAGGAAGGGAGGGGCUUUUGCAAAAUCAGUGUUCUUCAGAUGAUCUCUCCACUUCUGUGGUUAGGGAAGGGCUGUAACUUAGUGGGCAGCGGCAUUCCUUGCAUGCAGAAAGUCCCAGGAUCAGACCUUUUCAUCUCCCACUAAAAGAAUCCCAUUCAUGCACCUGAGGUCUUCCAGAGCAUGCAAGCAGCACUCGGGGUGCAUUCUCAGUCUUCUAGCAUUUUUCUCUUCACAGAUGCAUCCUUUGUGGCCUCAUUCUUCCCUCUCAGAAGCUGCUGGCAACAUCCUGGUUUUAGGUAUUGAAAAAUCUAAAAUCUCUCAUGCACCUCUGAAGAAAGAACCACGGAUCAGCAAGUGGGGUGCAGUUUUAGGCCUAUAUUUUUGCACCAUCAUGAAGACUUUCUUGACAAGUCAUUCCUGCCACACAUUUGGCUACUUCAGUCUAUUUCCCAAUUUCUCGUUGGAGCCCAAACCCUUGCCAAAUGUCGAGCCAUGAAAAUUCAGCUCAGCGCCGACCCAACAUGCUCACCAUUACUGGGUUUUUGUUGGCCUUAAAUGUAUUCCCCUAAAUCCAAUAUCCUCCAGUAUUUGGACUAAAUGACUAAAAUUAACUAAAGGUAGACUGAAAUCACCAUCCCAUCUAUUUAUUGUAUUGUGUCCCACCAUUUUUCCUUUCCAAGAACCCAAGGAAGAUUGCGUGCCUCUUCUCCUCUUAAUUUAUCCUCACAACAACCCCGUGAGAAAGGUUAGGCUGAGAGUCAGUGACCGGCCAAAGUCACCCAGUGAGCUUCAUGGCUGAGUAGGGACUAGAACCUGGAUCUUCCAGGUCCCCAGACCAAUGCUCUAACCACUACACUGCACUGGCUCUCAUGAGCAUGAUCAUUCAUAUCCCAUCAGCAAUGGGAAAACGUUCUCCUCAAACAACCCUCUCGCUUUGCUAUUGCUUAAUUUUUUAUAUUGACCUAAGUUUUAGAUACUGGAGCUGCUGGUGCUUUUAGCAUGCUGUAAAAAUGUGUUCAUGACUGGUUUUUGGUUUCAUGCUUUUUAUAUUUUAUAAUCCACUCUGAGAGGCUCUCUUAUUUCCCCCCUUUGGAGAGGAAACGUGGGUCAGAAAUCUGUUCAGUAAAUGAAUAUGUAAGUUCCUAAUGGUCUUUGUUUCAGAAUUCCCCACAGUAGGAUUGGUAGCACACCCUGUGUGGAGCAAGGAGGGAAAGAGUGUAAAUCUUGGGAUAUCUUGUAUCACAGCUCACUCCUCACCAGGAGCUCCUUAGCUUUAUCAUCCAAAAUGUAGGCUGUGUGUGAUGCUUUGCACUCUGCCUGCCCUACUUUAGGUUUCCAUGUGGAUGUAAUUUGGGCUUCUUGAGCAGAAAAAUCACAUGCAGAAACAAGAAGAGCACCAAAACAGAAGAACCUCUAAUGGCAUAAUUCUUCCUUCUGAUAUCGUUCUGAUAAAUUGUUGCAUAGUGUACAGAAAGAAGGAUGCACAGUAGAAACAACUCAGACCAAGGAUAUAUUGUUUACUUAGAAGAUUUUCAAAGGAUGUUCCAGGGGACACAGCAGUUGUAAUAUAGUCCUAGCAACCAGACUUUCAACAGACAGACACUAUCAGAGAAGAGCCUUUCCUAGAUUUGCUGGUUGUCACAUUUAUAAUGCAGGAAAAAAAUCAGACAGUCGCAAAGUUUGGCACACAUGGGUUGACAUUUUGCAGCCAUUUUUGUUGACUGCUGCUGCCGCCUUGACAAAUAGCCUGGAUGAAAAAUGAAUUGUCAAUCUGCCAAGACAGCUGGAAGCGAUUAUGCAUGAUGGUGAUUCAUAUCCCUUGGGCUACUCCGCUUUAGAAGGGAGUUAAAUGGCUUCUCCUCUACCCCUUGCCAAAGGUUUUGGCUUACUGAAUGGAACUGAAUGGUACAAAGGGGAGCGGAGAGUCUUCUUCCGGACACAAGGACUGGAGCAGGCAACUGGCCAUCCACCCACCUGGCCAGGGUUCGUUUAACCUCACAAGGCUGUUUUCUUCCCCCUCCACAUGGAGCAAAGCAACAGCAGAUUUGCAUUCAAAUGCACCACUUGAUUUAGAAAGCUAUGUGAUUUCUUUCCAAGUGUGGGUUGCUAGUGGUGUUAGAAUCCCAAGAUUCUUGCAUCCUGGCUCACAGCGAGGCAGUGCCAGCCCUUUCUAAUCAAUAGGGACAAUCAUAUCAGCUCCAUUCCAUCAAGACUGCCUCUUGCCUCUGAGCGUAGCUGCCAUCUCUCAGCAGCUUCAAAAAUCCAUAAGUAUUCUUCUGCAACUUCUUCCUAAUGCAUAUAUCAUUGCAUGCAUUUCUAGCCUAACAAAAGCAUGUUUGCAAGCAUUGUUCCUAAUAUAUUUUGCAUUUCUUCUUGUUAUUUUCUGUAAUAUACACAUCUUUGAGCACAAACUGGAUCAGAGGACUUCACCACCAAAUUUGGAGAAGUGGACACCACAAAGGACAACUGAGUUUCACUUUGGAUAAUGCUUUGAAAAUGCAGACUUGGGUGGUGUUGCACAACCAGUUGCUCACCUACCAUUCCCAGUGGCCAAAUUUCUUCCCCCAUGGCUGCUGCAGGAGAAUGUUUCUGCUUGCACAACAUGUGUGGCGCGCUCACCAGGAGCCUCAACUCGGGGCCACUGCAAGGCUGACCGGAGUCCAGGAAUCCAGUGGAUUCUCCACACAAGACAGAUUCGUCACGCGUCCCUGCUUUGGAGUCCCAAAGAAGGCCAUUGGAAUGUACCCUUGAAGAUUCCAGUAAAAGUUUCCUUUAGGACAAAUCAAAGCUCCAUGGGCACUCUUGUUUUUCUCUCUUUUCCUUUCAGGCUCAUUUCCGAUGAAAGAAAAAAUAUCUGAUUUAUUUCCGGAGGUGGUGCUAACAUUUUUAUGCCCAUUUGUGAGAAAAGAUGAGCAUUCCUGUGAGUUUUAUAGAAGGGUUCUCUCUUGUCAAGUAAAGAAGGAGACAUUUGCUUUUUAUGAGCUCUGUUGUGGGCAAUAAAGUUUAGCAGAAGUGUUCAUCAAUGCUUCUGCAGAGGAAAAAAAAGCCAUAGCAUUAUUUAGUACUUCUGAAAGGACGUGCAUCUUCUCCUUCUAAGGAACAUCAGCCAAGUCAAUUACCGUCUGAUUUAGGGGAGAGUUAUGAAUGCACCAAAAGGAAAUAAUGUGUGUGAAUUUUAUUGUAACUCAAAGAGAAUAGUUCUGUAACACACACUGGUGCAGGAUAAGUACAGGCAUGCUGACUUACAUGUCAAGGUUUACUCCCAAGUAAACACACACCACUGUGUGUAUGUUACAAGGUUCCCAAGCCCCUCGGACCUAGAGAAGUGGAGAGGCAGAGCUUAGCUGUGGAUGAAAGCAAGAAGCUGGUUGUCCACUCCGCUCCCCUGUGUGUUUUCUUGCUUUAGCCUGUGACAGAAUUUGCACAUUUGUGCCUUUUUAUUUUGCACAUUUUUAGAUAAUAUGUUUGUGCAAAGAUAUGCAAAAUUAAUAAGAUUGGUUCACAAGUCUUUGUGUGACCUGGGAAAGCUGGCCCUCCAUGGCAUCUGGAGCAGAUGCUGAAAACCCAGGUUACAGAUUCCUCCCCAACCAUGCCUGCCCUUCUCAGUGGCCCUUGUCUCUUCAAACAUCCAACAACAAGAGCCCUUGUCUCUUCAAACAUCCAACAACUAGAGCCCUUGUCUCUUCAAACAUCCAACAACAAGAGCCACCGAACAGGACAGUAUUUUCACCACAUUAGUUAGGAAUAUAAACUUCUAAAUACUUUUUAAUGACAGUUAUUCCCAGACUGGCUCUAAAAUAAAGAAAAGAAAAAGAAAAAAAGUAUGAAAUGUUGUCAUUAUGUUAUGUUGUCUUCAUGCCAUGUUGAUAUUUGUUUUGGGCCUUUUUGGACAGACUUCGUUAACCACAUCCACAUGCACGGCUGACUGCAGCACCGACCUCUUUAACUUUCCAGCUCCAAGUGGCGAGAGAAGCCAGGCGUGGGUUGCUAUUUGGAUGGCAGCGCAGCACUGUUAUUCUAGCAAAGGGAGGUGAACAUGAAGCACAGUCACUGUCCACUGGUCAGCUGCAACCAGCUUGAUUGAUGAUAAUCUUGGCUUCGAAACCCCAGCUCCAAAAGCACAAACGGACCUGACAAAACAGCAUGGAAUGUCUGGGCCAGGCUUUCGGGAAUGAAAGUUAUGAAAUAUGUCCUAAGAAAAGGAAGUUGGGAAAAGGAGAGACUCAGUGUUCUAGAGACAAUCAGAAUUCUGUACUUUUUCCAAGGAGCUCUGUGAUGAUCCUCACCUGUUUGUACAUGGAAUCAGUUCCCACGACUUGCACCAAGGGUUGCUGGGCAACUGCUGGUUCAUUGCUGCCUGCUCCUGCCUGGCUCUUCAGAAGAAGCUCUGGCAAAAGGUUAUUCCAAAUGUUAAGGAACAAGACUGGGAUCAAAUGAGGCCAGAGAAAUAUGCAGGGAUAUUUCACUUCCAUUUCUGGAGUUUUGGAGAGUGGAUCGAUGUGGUGGUUGAUGACCGGUUGCCAACCAGAAGCAACGAACUGCUCUUCUGCUCGUCUAAGGACCGCAAUGAAUUCUGGUGUGCACUUCUGGAGAAAGCUUAUGCAAAGUUGUCUGGGUGCUAUGAAGCCUUGGAUAGUGGCAACGCUGCAGAGGCAAUCGUUGACUUUACGGGAGCAGUUGCGGAAUCCAUUGACUUGGUUGAAGGCAAAUACAACUACGACAUAUUUAAGCAAGCAAAGCUCUUCGCAACCUUGCUGAAAGUGCACAGAAGAGGGGGAUUGAUCAGUGCUUACAUCCGGGCUCAGUCCCCCAGUGAUUUUGAGGUGGAGACCAUUGUGGGCUUGGUUAAGAGCCAUGCCUACUCAGUGACCAAAGUCCUGAAGAUGAACCUUGGAGAGAAUCCUGUGGUCUGUGCCAAGUCGGAGAAGCUCUUCAUGAUCCGGUUGCGCAAUCCCUGGGGAAAGAAGGAGUGGAAUGGGGCAUGGAGUGACACAUCCGAAGAAUGGAAAAGAGUGAGCAAAGCAGAACGCAAGAAGCUCGGGCUCACAAUCGAAAAUGAUGGAGAGUUCUGGAUGACAUUUGAAGACUGGUGCAAAAACUUCACUGACGUCGAUGUCUGUCGGAUUGUGAACACGUCCUUCUUUAGCAUCCAUAAGACCUGGGAGAGGAAAAUGAUAUGCGGAAGGUGGACGAAGAACCCAGACCCACUGCUGAACCGCGCCGGGGGGUGUUCAAAUAACAAAGCCACCUUUUUACAAAACCCACAGUAUGUCUUUGAUGUGAAGAAGGCUGAAGAUGAUGUGCUGAUCUCUCUGCAGCAGAAAGACAAGCGCAUUCUCAGGAAAGAAGGGGCAGGUUAUCACUUCUCUAUGGGCUUUGAGAUCUUCAAGGUGGAGAACAACAGAGAAUAUCGAAUGCAUACACUGCGAAUACAAGAGAAGGUUGCGACCUCCACCUAUAUUGACAACCGCAUGGUAUAUCUGAAGGUGCUCCUCAAGAAAGGCAGAUAUGUCCUCAUCCCAACCACCUUCAGCCCUGGCAUUGAAGAUGAAUUUAUUCUGAGGAUGUUCACUGAUGUGCCGUCCGAGCUCAGGGAACUCGAAACAUAUAAACACCGGUUAAGCUGGCUGGAUAUCCUCUUUGGUGUCCCUCGGAGGAUGACUCAGAUUAAAAUCCACUCCGCUGAGGGCCUUCAAAGUCAAGACAGUCGUGGCGGAGCAAAUCCCUACAUAAUCAUCAAGUGUGAGAACAAGAAAGUCCACUCCCCAGUGCAGUAUGGAACUGUCAAUGCCGUGUUCAAUACACAAGCUGUUUUCUGCCAAAGAAAGAUUCAGUGUCCUAUUAUCGUCCAGGUUUGGCAUAGCAAAAUCUUCUCCGACCGGUUCCUGGGACAAGCACUCCUGCCAGCCUCACCCGAUGACCCGAAAGAGUUUCAGAAGUUCCAACUCCGGGGCAGAGGGAAGCAUGAAGCAGACAAGAUGCCAGGUCAAAUCACCAUCACAGUUCUCUCCAGCGAUGACCUUGCGAGGCUGUGAGCACCAAAGGCCGGCAGGCCAGACGAGACUGUCACCUCUCCACGGGAGACCUAGUUUGUUUUCUUAGGGUGAAGCAAGGGAGAGAGUUGAUUGGCACGUAAGCACCAACUGCUGUAAAAAUAGGCUUCCUGGGUUGCUGUGUCUGGACUCCACCUGGGCAGCAAGAAAUAGUGAACAGGGGAGGAAGGAAAGUGACAGAGCAGCAAUGUGACAGAGAGCAACUCUCUCGCCUGUGCCAUUUCUCUCUCUGCAUGAGCGUUUAGGUGUGUGUCCCAGGGGUGGGGAACCUGAGGCCCAGGGGCCACUUUCUGCAUUCUUGGAUGCCCAGCCUGCCUGAUUGCAGUUCUCGGGCUGCUUCCCUGGUCUCCACCUCAUUUUUGUGCUGCUUUGUCGCACUGGAAACUUUUGGGAAGUCUAUCCCAAGGCUUUGUUAACUGACAGCAAGAACUGCAAGCUAAAACAAGCGGGUGCUUUUAUUCGCUUUCCUAUUUUCCUUCACCCCUUUGGUCCUGCCCCUUUGCCUUCAGCCCCACACACCACCUGUCCCCUUUAUAGACUUAGGGUGCAUUUUGAGCCAUCUUCUUUGAAAAUCAAGUUUGCCUUGUGGUUGUACAACCGAGGCUUCGCACAUUAAGUCAGCUGAAUUGUUUCCGUGCAUGUAUAAUGCUGCAAAUGUGUUCAUGCCCUGUUGCUCCUGCUGCUGACCAUGCCACAUUUUCUUGGCCCCCUCAAGUACCUCUGCCACAGUUAAAGUAGCUGCUGCAUUUUGACGUGUGGGACGCCAAUCCUACAAGGAGAGAAUCGACAUUUUGGAAUGUUACCACAAACCUUGCCAUUGCUAUUAUGCACUUUGUAUAGCAUAGCCUUGCAGAGGUGCUGGCGUUGCUCAUUCACCUUCCAGCUGAACCGGCUUAAUGGAAUCAUUUUUCACCGCUUUCUGAAAGCUAAAGAGGAGGAAGACUUAACAGCACAUUUUUAUGGAAGUGAUAAGGAAGUCUGGUGACUCCCUUACCAGUGGGGCAUCCAAUCCAUGGCAACUUUUACUUUGAGCUCUAUAGGAUGCACUGAUGAGGCUCCAUUCCAUCCCCAUGGAGUCCCAUGGGUAGAUCCUAUAAAGCUCAGAAUAAAAGCAGUCAUGGGGACGGAGUCCAACUGACUCAGGAGACCAACAAUGGAUGUCUGUCCUUUUUUUUUGCACUAUUGCUUCUGCUAUCAAGAGCGAUAUCUUAUCAGGCACUGGGAUAUAAGAAAAUAUAUUCAAUUAGCAGCAGUGAUAUAGCACUCAUAUCAUGUUUUUUUUGAAGUCUGAAGCACUUCACUUACAGUACCUUAUCUCAGUAAUUUCUACAACAACCCUGCUAGUAGUCCCAGAAGCUGUAGUAGAUAUACCGUGUGUUUAUACGCUGCUGUUACUCGCCAAGUAAGGUGCAGGCAGAGCUGGCCGCAUCCGCACAUGUCCUGCUUCCAUCUGGAACCAGGUUCUCAGUUGCUCCCUCCACAUUGGAGAAUGGCCCAAUUCUAAACGAAAUCCUGAUGACACGACUGGGACCAGGCAGCAUCAGAAGGCUGAUGAAGACGCAGGCAAGGACAGUUUGAUGCCUCUGUGGCAACUGCACCCCCAGUGUGCUGUGGGUAUGAGAACUGACUGGAGCAUGGAUCAACCUCCUCAAGCCACUCUGGAGAUCUUCAGAAUAUGCUUGGAAUCUUCCCCUUUUCGAGAAAUCAGGAGGUCUUUGUGGGAUGGUGUUUUGCCUACUAGAGUCCAAGGGUUGUUUCCACCCCACCCCCCCACCCCCAAGUGGGAAAGUAGCUGAAGGUUCCCUAGGCCUGUCCAGUUAGGAAUGUGUUCGCCUGGAGUUUAGACCCAUUUUUCAUAUCUUUCAAUCCACUGAGCCAGUCCACUAUCCAUACGGAGAGUUGCAUCCAGGGGCCAAACGUUGAAAUGCAGCUCACAGAAAGAGCUCUACCCCUGGGAAGCCCCUCACUCCACCCAGUUCACUUCAGCUGUAGGUUAGGCAAAUCACCAUGUGACCUUCCCCCGGAGGCUCUGAAAAUGGGCCCAAGACCUCAAAGGCAGGUCAAAUCCUGGCACCCCAUCCUAUGGCUGGUGAACCUUCUUUGGCUCUGUGGGUCACAAUGUCUACACUGUGUCAUGUUUCAAUCUAACAAGAAAAAUGUUCCAAUGAUCCUACCUCGGGCUUUUAUGAUAUUGCAGCUGGUUGACAUUCAUGCCAAAAGAUCCCCUCCCUGACUUCAUAAUGCCUGGAAAUCCAAUAAAGGGGUGGCAUGGAUUUAAAUAUUUGCAUUAAUUUGCUCAAUAUUUUCCAGCAUACAUGAAAUCCAAAUCGCUUCUGAUUUGCCAUAUUUAGAAACUCGAGCCAGCAGAUUAACUCUAUUUUCGUACACGAUUGUCAGGACUGACUUGCUGCUGACCUCUUGAUGCUCCUGCUUCGAGCUGCCCCUCGCUGCACGUCACGGCUGCAGAUGCCGUUUGUGCUCCUGCCUUCUACCCUUGAUCCCAAGGGACCUUCUGCCAUGGUGGCCGAGUGGCCUUCCUGAGAGCACUCCUUUAUGUGCCAAGCUGUCUACUGAACAUGUGCCUUGUUGAAUGUUUCGCACAGUUCAGAUCCUGCUGAAAGGCAAAGAACCAUAAGAACGGGGGUAGGAAGGGCCUUGACGCUCUCCAUCGGAUUGCCCCUGAGUAGGCAAUUUCGAAUGGCCAAAACAAAGAAAUGCUUUUUAAAAGGACUGUUAAUGUAUAUCAUUAUUCAUUUAUACGACCGAUGUACAGACUUUUAAAAAUCUGCUCCCUUGGCAUUUUACAGAUUUCCAGGUGCCUCCUCUUCUAUCCUCCCACUCACUGGCAGAACCACAUUUUGUGCAAAUGUACUCAAUGCAAAGUUGCACUUCCCAGAAUAUGCAGAUCCCCCAGUGUGCAUUUUUGCACUUCAGACCAAGGCGAGAAAUACACAUUUUGGUCGGUGCCUUAAAAAAGUAUAAAUUAUUCCUGUGGUCUGUCUGACCACAGCUGUGUUCAUUCCAGAAGAAGGAACUGCAUCAAAUCCAGAUCAGGAGUGAACCUAAACAAAUUUAUUGUAUAUCCUUAAAGGGCAGAGACACAAUGGCGAUGUUGGUAAAUGGUCCAAGGCAGGAUAUAAAGGAGCAGGAGCAGUGGCGUCUCUGUGGAAGACGCCACUACCCACCACAAGAGCACUAAUGGCAUAAUUAACUCCUCACAUGCAAGUGUGCGAGUAGCUCGAAUCCCUGCACCACCGAUCACCUGGCAGUCUGACCCACCCCUCAGAACCAGCCCGUUCCAAUCAUACGGAAGCAAGUCAUGUGCGGGUGCUUCCAAGCACUUUAGCCAUCAGGUUGGCAGUCACGGCAUCAUGAGAGCUUUUAUCUCUCGCAAGAUUUUACUUUAUCUUAAAAUAAACGUUUCAAAACGCAGGCAUCAAUGACGUUCGUAUUAACACAGCAUAAACAAGGAAAGUCCUCGAUGCACGUACAAUGCCGUGCUUGAGGUUUGCACACAUCCCACACACACUGUCAAUGUGGUGGGGGCUUGGGGAACUCAGCACUGAGUGUUUGCAGAAAGAUCUGAUUGCUUCUCUGUGGUUGGCUGCUAGACACAUUUUCACCCAUAGUCGGAGAGGUGAUAAAAUCUCUAGCUUGACUGAGUGCUAUGGGAAUGUGUGGAAUUUGGCUGCAUUGCAGAAAUGGAAGCAGGAAGCUAGGUAUCUAAAGGACCAUCUAAACACUGGCACAUUUGGCAUCCUUGGGCACCUUUUGUCAACUUUAUUGACUGAGAAGGAGAUGCUCCCUGCUCUGCUCCAGAAACAGGCUGCAAAAUAGGGUCAACCUGACUCUGUUCUAGGAGCUUUGGACAGUAAGAUUCUCUAAGAGCCCUUUUCUCUCUGAAGUUUGAUGUACGGUGAGAUCUUUCCACUGCUAUAACAGGUCCACAUUGUGCUGUAAUCAUUUUAGAUGUUUAAGCUCUUUCACAUUUCAUGUAUUGGAUUUUGUACUGCACCUUAUUGUAUCUGCAUUUUUAUUGUGCCCGUUAAAAAAAUAAAAACUAGAUAAAGGGAAAAA
Messenger RNA from Varanus komodoensis (Komodo dragon), 13263 nucleotides. RefSeq names its product calpain 6 (gene CAPN6). Gene Ontology annotation, cellular component: cytoplasm. The record is from RefSeq and is a predicted model, not a curated record. The transcript has 12 exons. The coding region runs from base 7567 to 9168 and encodes 533 amino acids. Lineage: Eukaryota; Metazoa; Chordata; Lepidosauria; Squamata; Varanidae. Gene Ontology annotation, molecular function: calcium-dependent cysteine-type endopeptidase activity. Gene Ontology annotation, biological process: proteolysis.